CCACCCGAAUCCAUUACAUAAUUACAUAAUGCCACCGAUGAUCACACACUAGCCACAUCGCCACACAUGUGGCGCACGGGCAUGCCGCAUUGGGCUUUCAUUGGGCAGCACCGCCACAGAUCGAGCGGGCUGCGAUUCAGCUCUUGCUUCCUCGCUGUUCUUGUCUUCGUUACGUUGAGGACAACUCAAUACCUGUCUAUCUCAACCACCUUCCUCAUUCUCGAUUUUCCAGUCGUUUGGUUCGCCGAUCGACAAACUAUUGGUUUGUUCCCGUCAGCGCCUUAUCUCCUCUGCAGCCACUGUACGCUUCAGGGUUGGCGCUUUGCCAAGCACCCUUCCUUGAAGCUGCAUCAUCGCUGUGCUGUCCCCUCCAACCCAUCCUCUCACUCCGCGUCCCAGACUUCGGACACCUUCACUCCCCUUCCCACCUAGGCUGAGUUGAAAUGCUUGGGUACGUCGCACAAUAUGACAGAAACAAAGAUGCAUUUAGAAGAUUGGCUGGAUGACCUGUGUGUCCGCUUCAUUAUAAACUUGCCCCGUGAAGAGCUCGAAUCGGUCGAACGUAUAUGUUUCCAGGUCGAGGAAGCACAAUGGUUCUACGAGGAUUUCAUCCGGCCGUUGGACCCGGCUCUUCCUUCACUGUCCUUAAAAGCUUUCGCCUUGCGUAUCUUCCAACACUGUCCGUUAAUGUCCCAAUGGUCACACUAUCAUCACAUCACGGCAUUCUCGGAGUUUCUGGCAUAUAAGACUCGUGUUCCGGUGCGCGGGGCUAUAAUGCUUAGCCAAGACAUGGACGAAGUAGUUUUGGUCAAAGGCUGGAAGAAGGGUGCCAAUUGGAGUUUCCCACGAGGCAAAAUCAACAAAGACGAAAAGGAUCUAGACUGCGCUAUUCGCGAAGUCUAUGAAGAGACCGGCUUCGAUGUUCACGAAGCUGGACUCGUUAAGAACGAAAAAGACGUCAAGUUCAUUGAAAUUACUAUGCGAGAACAGCACAUGAGAUUAUAUGUCUUUCGUGGGGUACCUCGCAAUGCUCACUUUGAGCCGCGCACUAGAAAAGAAAUCAGCAAGAUUGAAUGGUACAAUUUGUCGGAGCUGCCAACGUUGAAGAAGAGUAAGCAACAAGAUCAGGGCUUGGCUGUUGCAAACGCGAAUAAAUUUUAUAUGGUCGCACCGUUCAUGCACCCGCUCAAGAAAUGGAUCGCACAGCAGAAGAAGCUCGACACGAAGAUGCAAGCGGGUGUGACUCAAGUGUUACAGAAUGAGGGAGAGAUGUCGAUGGAUGAAGGUUUUGCGGCGCCCAGUCAGUCUCUAGGACUGACUACUUCUAGCGACCUGCCCGAGGUUGCGCCAUCUCAGGAUGCCUCUGCCCACCUCAAACGCCUCUUGAACAUCAAUGACGCUGUUCAGCAAAUUCCGGCUCCCUCUAUCGAUACAUUACCAGCUAACGCCUCUAAAUCCAAUGCUCUUUUAGAGCUUUUGAGAAGUGGCUCCUCCCGUGGGCCCACUCCACAGGCCCUGAGCAAUGAGCAAACGUCGCCAACACAUGCUAUUACUGCAGCAAUGACUCCUCAACACCCACCUUAUCCUGCUCCGACCUUGUUCCCAGGCUUUCCUGUGCAAGGUCCAAGCGCACAGCCUGGUUAUCUCGGACAAUUUUCGCCACGGCAACCGCCUAGCGCAUUAUCUCAUAUACCACAUACAAACAACCAUGUCCUUGAUCAGCAUAUGCCUCAUCGGUCAUUGGCCCAAUCAUCUCCGGCGGUGAAUCAGCAUAGCCGUCCAGCUGGGUAUGGUGGAAUAGAUGCUUAUACUUCGCGCCACAUCUCUACUCAACCCUACAACGACGCGCAUGUGCCGUCAAAUCAAGCACCUACGGCCCCUUAUCAGCAGACUGGAGACCCGUUUUCUCAACCAGCUCAGCCCCCUCAAGUUCCAGGAGCGAGUGUACCGCCUGCCAGUAAGCUACCGCCUCCGAAGCUCACAAGCCACUCAUUAGCGCUAUUGAGUGUCUUCAAGGAUGAAUCCUCGAAGACGCCUAAGACUUCUCAUGCAUCUUUGACACCACAGCCAGAGCAGGUGCCCAUGAGUGGGCGCAAGUCGUCGCAGCAUCAGGACCAAUUGUUAAGCCUCUUGAGAGGUUCUCCAGUUACCUCUGGUUCGACACCAGCCGAAUUAGCAGGCCAUGCAAACUCUCCCACUAAAAAGCAGAUUCUACAACGGCCACGUGAUUCUAGCCCUACCCAACAGGCACUUACUUACGUGAGUGCGGUACCAAAGAGGAAUUCCUUGAAUUCAAGCGCCGCAUCUAGAUCUGUGCAUCCACCACAGCCUGAGGCAACUGCUAAGCCACCAGGUAAAAAGAACCAGAAUAUUCUGAAUCGAAAGAACAAGGAUCGACAGCCACAAGGCCUCUCUUCACCCAUUACAAUUUUAGCUAGACCCCAAUCCGCUAAGAGAGAGCAAUCACCUAAUCCAGCAGUGGCAUCAUCUUCGAGGACUUCGUCCCGUACCCGCAAGGAUAGCAAGCCGAAAACCUCGGAACCCCCGAAGCCUUUCCAGCCACAAAUCUUACGCCGUUCUCAAAACUUGGACCAUAUACUUCCUGUACGGACCAAGGAACCACACCAUUCAGAACAGCAAGAUGGUCCUCAGAUUUCAAGCACCGAACGGGAGGCAAGCAAUUUUGAUCGCCGACCAAGUCAAUCCGCUGCUCAAAAAGAGACUCUUCUCUCCCUUUUUGGCAAACAACCAGUAUCACCAGGCGUUUCGCCCGCAGUUGAUCUCAAUGUCCACAUCUCCGGAUCAAAGCCAGUAACAUCAUCCGUUGUCAGUCCGCUAUCGCCUCUUAAUCUCCCCACUCCAGUUGGGAUGAGUGGAGAAUCUCCCGCGCCAGAAGAUAAUGGCAGCCUGAAUGCGAGAGUGUCUUCGCCAGACAACAAGGCUUUCUUGCUUGGAUUUUUGCAAGGGGUUGCCAAGGGGAACAAGUAGGCGUGCUUGUGCCCGCCAUAUUCUUGUAGUACUAAGUUUAGCUCUUUAUUUGGGCAGGAUCCGUGGCGCUUUGGAUGGGAUAAUUUAAUAGGCUAUAUUCUUUAUCGUCUCUUGGACUUUUCUGUACGUAAUGAGUGGUCAAUCGUAAGGACCUAGUGGAGUGUAGUAUAAAUAUAUUCUGCCGCGUGCCACCGCCCGGUGAUUGAUAUCAUCGUCCAUGGAGCUUUAG
This is a messenger RNA of Aspergillus pseudonomiae, 3217 nucleotides long. Its product is annotated as decapping enzyme complex catalytic subunit DCP2. NCBI's taxonomy places the organism in Eukaryota, Fungi, Ascomycota, Eurotiomycetes, Eurotiales, Aspergillaceae. The coding region runs from base 466 to 2988 and encodes 840 amino acids. Gene Ontology annotation, cellular component: cytoplasm; P-body. Gene Ontology annotation, molecular function: 5'-(N(7)-methylguanosine 5'-triphospho)-[mRNA] hydrolase activity; manganese ion binding; RNA binding. Gene Ontology annotation, biological process: deadenylation-dependent decapping of nuclear-transcribed mRNA; nuclear-transcribed mRNA catabolic process, nonsense-mediated decay. The transcript is spliced from 2 exons. The record is from RefSeq and is a predicted model, not a curated record.